AAAUAGUAAGUGAAAGACAGUGAGAGGCAAUGAAAGAUGAUCAUUCCUAUAGCUCUAAUUGUGGUAUUCGCUCAUAUUUUGGGUGAAUUCCUGGUCACAGAUGGCGCAGUUUGGCGCAUACCACUCUAUAGGACUAAAAUACCCAUAUACAAGCGUGAGCAGCCGACAGUCCCCAAAAAGCCGCCCGACUACUGCCAGACAAGACUCUGUCCGAAAGGCGUACGGCACAUUUGCUGCAAUGUCAACUUUUGGGGCGACAACUGCCCCAAGCCACGAAAGGGUAUCAACAUGAAUAUUCACGGAGCCAAAAUCCUGGCGGCGCACAACGUGCUGCGCGCCUCUCUGUCGGGCUCGCCGCAACGGCUGCCCAAGGCCAAGCCCAUGCCGCUGCUUCGCUGGGACAAGGAGCUAUCCACGGUGGCCAUGCGCGUCACAAACUUUUGCAACGCUGAUGAGUUUGCCAAAUGCGUGAAUAUUCCACGAUUCUUGAAUGUGGGGCGUACCUCGUACACCUUCGAGACUUCGGAGCAGACAAUAUCGUCGUUCAUAUACGUCAUCGAUAAAUUCUUCAAGAACAGCUUUGCGGAGUUUCCCAUUGAACUCGUAACGAAAUAUGAGGACACGGGCAACGCGUCACACAGGGCAUUCGCACAUCUGGCCUACUACAAGGCCACUAAAAUGGGCUGCGGCAUGCUGGUGCACAAGGUGUCCAGCAAUUCCACUGUUUAUGUCACCUGCCUGUAUGACAAUCAGGCAAGGCCGAACCAGAAAAUAUAUGAGCUUGCGACCAGCACGGGAUAAGUUGCGGCCGAGAAAUGAAUUCAAUAAUAAAAUAACAAACAAAUGCGACAUUUGUUUAGCCAGGAUUUAGAA
Messenger RNA from Drosophila mojavensis, 873 nucleotides. RefSeq lists its product as uncharacterized. Lineage: Eukaryota; Metazoa; Arthropoda; Insecta; Diptera; Drosophilidae. The record is from RefSeq and is a predicted model, not a curated record. The transcript is spliced from 2 exons. The coding region runs from base 37 to 801 and encodes 254 amino acids.